Messenger RNA from Rhipicephalus microplus (southern cattle tick), 1100 nucleotides. Its product is annotated as maleylacetoacetate isomerase-like. Gene Ontology annotation, molecular function: maleylacetoacetate isomerase activity; glutathione transferase activity. Gene Ontology annotation, cellular component: mitochondrion; cytoplasm. The record is from RefSeq and is a predicted model, not a curated record. Lineage: Eukaryota; Metazoa; Arthropoda; Arachnida; Ixodida; Ixodidae. Gene Ontology annotation, biological process: glutathione metabolic process; L-phenylalanine catabolic process.
UACUGAACAAUACAUAAAUGUACUUGUAUGCAUCACAGUUCUGGAGGUGAAGAAGAUCGACUUCGAAUACAUCCCGUCUUCUUGUGGCCAGACACUGGUGAACAGCAAAGCGAAAAAUUCAAAACAAUGAAUCCAAUGGGACAGGUUCCAGUUUUACUGGUCGAUGGAAAACCCAUCAGCCAAUCGGUGGCCAUCAUGGAGUACUUAGAAGAGAUGUAUCCAGAGCCAAGGAUGCUGCCCGCAGAUGCCUACCUCAGAGCUAAGUGUCGAGAGGUCGUGGAGCUCCUUGUUUCCGGAGUCCAGCCUAUUCAAACCAUUGGCCUGAUCCCAAUCUUCGGCAAGGUGGAAUGGAAAAAAUGGGCUGAGCGCAAUAUCACUCGUGGUUUUACCGCACUGGAAGCCAUUUUUGCGGAGACAGCUGGAAAGUACUGCUUCGGAGACGAGCUGACCUUCGCGGAUGCCUGCCUCGUCCCUCAAGUGUGCAACGCGUACCGUUUUGGCAUUGACGUCACACCCUUCCCUAAGGUGCGGCAGAUUUACGAGGCGCUCCAGCAACACCCGCUCGUCCAGAAGGCCGAACCCUCACGUCAGCCGGACACCCCUCCAAUGGGAGUGCCUGACACGCCCAACCUCUUCAAGGGUCCAGGAGACCAGUAGUAUUAAAAGGUCAUACGUGUUGAAGUAUACAUUUAGAUGGAAACAUAAACUAGCGUUUGUAAAAUGCUUCCGGCCUUCUAACUUGUGGACAUAUUCGUUUUUUAAGGUAUAACGUGGCCAAAACUUGCCAAUUUUAUCUAGUCUAGAAACAUGCAUGCGAGAAUAUUGAAAUUAUGCCAAAGAGAAUUAGUAUGAUACUUGGGCCGGAGAGCCCUGUGAAUGGCAAUGGACAAAAAUUUGCUGUGUGAAUCACUGUCUCUGAACCGAUCUGCUCGCAAGCAGAAAUGUUUCACGUGGGUCAGUGGGUGUUACAUUUGAUAAAGUACGCGUGAAUAACACGUCAGCCAGAAGUGUGACGAAAGCACAACAUUCAUUUGUGAUACUUCCUAAAUCCCUUGGAGACCCUGACUCUUGAAAGAAAUAUAUUACCACCCUUGUUUCAC